Messenger RNA from Chiloscyllium plagiosum (whitespotted bambooshark), 1817 nucleotides. The record is from RefSeq and is a predicted model, not a curated record. Lineage: Eukaryota; Metazoa; Chordata; Chondrichthyes; Orectolobiformes; Hemiscylliidae.
CAGCGUGCAGCGCGGCGGCUUCGACUCCGAUCGGACGGGCAAGCCGGCGCCAUUUUGUCGGUGUCGGCUGCGAAGUGGGACCGAGAUUGUGUUCUUGUGACUUUACAUAGUCGGAAUCAAUUUCUUCACUGUAGAUUGCUACAUUCAAAAAUUUCAGAAGAGUUGCAUUUUCAGUAAUCCAUAACAAUGGGCUACGAUAAAUAUGAUAAACGUGAAACCAGUCGAAGUGAGCGGAGUGGCCGUUAUGGCUCUGAAUGGAACAGAGAUGACCAUAAAGAGUCACGGGGUAGACGUGAUUAUGACUAUAAAGAUGUUGAUUAUCGUGCUCCGCCAAAUCACAGCAGGGACUACGAUCGUGAUAGACGUCGCAGUGACUAUCGGAAUAAUGACCGCUAUCAUGAUUACAGGAACUAUGAGAAUUCUGAGAAUUGUGAAGAUGACAGCAGAUUUGAAAGACCCGAGGGAAGCCAGUACUACGAUGGUGACUACAAGGACCAUGAUUACAGAAAUGAUGGAACUGAAGAGAGGGAGAACAAAACAAUUAUGUUAAGAGGUCUUCUGCCAUCAACAACCAGGGAGGAUAUUCUUGAAAUAUUUCAGGACAGUGAUGAAUUUCACCCCAAGGAUGUGCGAGUGAUGAAGUGUAAAGUAUCAGGUGAGAUCUUGGCUGUUCUUGCAGGUAUUCUGAGGAAGAAAAUGUUACUUCCUCUUUAAUUCAGGAAAGCCAACUGAUUUUUAUCUCUGCAAAGGAAAAUAUAACUGCCUAGACCAGUUAAAAGUCAACUUGCAUUAAUCUGCAAUGGAUGGGUUGCAACGAUUAGAGUGGUAUUGGCAGGUUGCCCAACAGGGGACUGUUGAUCAGUAGUUCAUAACUUCCAUGUUUUGCAAGUAACAUCUUCCAAAAUAAAUCAUACUUAGUUAUAUACUAUCUACCUUUGAAUGUCUCUUUUUUUUUUCCAGAACCUCUUCCUCAAAAGCACAUGUACUAUCUCAAUAUUCGGAUGAGACAAACUGGGAGAAUUAGUUAUUUGUCUACCAUAAAUCAAUCACUCUGAGUAACGUCCCUUACCAAGAGUUUUUUUUCUUGCAAAUAUUUACAUAUUCAGGAGGAUUUCAUUUUUGUCAUUUGCAGUAUGAUUUUAAUUCUUUUCAACUGUUAAAGAUUGAUCUUUGAAUUUGGGUGUUGCUAGUUUGAACCUAUUGACCUGAGAAUUUUACUUGAAAACACUCUCAUAUUGAAUUUCAAGAGUGAAUGCAAGCAACUGCAAAAUAAACAAAACUUCAUUAUUAAUUAAUCCCUUGAGUCUAGAUAGCUUCUUAGACAGGGAGUUAUUUCCUUAGCAUAAGCGUUGUUUUUAUUCUAGCAAUAACUACUCUUAUUUAUAUAACAUCGUUUAAUAUAACAAACCAUAGCUAGGUCCUUCACAGAAGUGAUUCUAUGUAGAAUCACAAGGCGAUUAUUUAUCUGUGCUCACACAGAAGGCACACUUGUCAACAGCAGCACAAUUAAAAUGCAGGAAUGCUUGAGACUGGAAUUAGAUGAGCACAGAUUUAGAGGUUAUAUGGCUAGAGGUUAAUGGUAAUACCAUUACAUCCAAGUUUGCCUUCUCUCUUUCAAACUGCAGACUGAACUCUACGGUGGCUGCCUCCUAAGUAUUCCCUUACUUUAAGGUCUUUUAUAAAGUCUGGCUCAUUACGUAGCACCAAGUCCUGUAGAGCCUGCUCCCUUGUGGGCUCCAUCACAAGCUGUUCCAAAAAGCCAUCCUGCAAGCAUUCCAUGAAUUCCCUUUUUUUGAAUCCACCAGCAACGUUAUUCA